Messenger RNA from Bradysia coprophila, 1736 nucleotides. RefSeq names its product fatty acyl-CoA reductase wat-like. Gene Ontology annotation, biological process: long-chain fatty-acyl-CoA metabolic process. Gene Ontology annotation, cellular component: peroxisome. The record is from RefSeq and is a predicted model, not a curated record. Lineage: Eukaryota; Metazoa; Arthropoda; Insecta; Diptera; Sciaridae. Gene Ontology annotation, molecular function: alcohol-forming very long-chain fatty acyl-CoA reductase (NADP+) activity.
UUUGUUUGCAGCUGAGUGUACGGGUUGUCAGCCAUGUCGAUGCCUGUGAUAUCGGCUCAAGAUCUAACCGUUGAGAGUGUGGUUGAUGAAAACGUAACGAAAUAUUCACCAAUGAUUCAAUUCUAUCGGGAUAAAACGAUUUUUGUGACGGGUGGUACUGGGUUUUUGGGCAUGCUGUUCAUUGAAAAACUGUUACGAUGCGGAGUGAAAUCAAUCUACGUGUUGGUGAGACCGAAAAAGAACAAAUCACCGGCCCAACGGAUACAAGAAACAUUCGCUGGCGAAAUAUUCGUUAAAUUGAAGGAACUAGAUCCGGACUACAUGAUGCGAAUUAAACUGAUCGAGGGUGACACAUACCGAGCUGAUCUAGGUAUUUCCGACGACGAUCGCAAAGAAAUUAUUGCGAAUGUGGAAAUUGUGAUACAUGCGGCGGCUGAUGUGCGAUUCGACAAAUCACUGCAAGAACUCUGUUUAACCAAUGUACGAGGAACGAAGUCCAUAACAUUGCUGGCCGAACAAAUGCAGAACUUGAUUGUGUUUGCCUACAUAUCGACGGCAUUUUCUCAGUUUUAUCGGGAUAAAAUUGAGGAGAAAUUUUAUCCUCCUCCAUGCGAUCCGGAUGAAAUGAUUCGUAUUGUUGAGCAUUUCGACCAACACCAAACUGAAGAACUGAAUUUUUUGACCGACAAACUUCUAAGACCCUGGGAGAAUACAUACGUGUUCACAAAAGCUUUGUCGGAAGAGUUGGUUCGUCGAGUGGCACAUAAAUUUCCGACAAUCGUCGUACGACCUUCUAUUAUUAUUGCCACAUAUGAAGAUCCGCUGCCCGCAUGGACCAACAACGUUUAUGGCUUAAAUGGAUUUUGCUUCGGCAUAGGGCUGGGUUGCAUAAGAGUAGCUGCCGGUAGUGAUUCGAAAAAUGUUGAAGUGGUCUGCGCCGACUUCGUUACAAACGGCACUUUGGCUGCAAUGUGGAACAAAGCGAAUGAACAGAACAAUACGGCAACUAAUAAUGGAACAGUGUCAGCUGGGGGAGCGGAAAAUGUGAACAAAUUUGACGAAUCGAGCUUAAUCGUUCACUUGACAGCGCAGGAUGCAAUUACUUGUGGACAAUUCCAGGCAAAAAUGAUAGCCGGCUUUCAUGACGUCCCGUCUGCUCUAUGUCUUUCCCGUCCAUCUAUAACGUUCGCCGAAACAGGACUGAUGUUCUUCCUGCUGACUAUCAUGUAUCAUGUCGUUCCAGCUAUUAUGUUGGACACAUUUUUCCGCGUCACAAACAACAAAAAUCGACUCUUACCGGUGUAUAGAAAGUAUCAGGACUUUUUGAAUCGCACAGCUUAUUUUUCGAAGCACGUCUGGCGCUAUGGUCAUCAAAAUAUGAAACAGAUCAUUGAAAAUAUGUCCGAGGAAGACCAACGAUUUUUCCCUUGCGAUAUAUUCAAGUUCAAAACGAUUGACUACAUACAUAGUUAUUACUUGGGAUUGAGACAAUACUUAGCAAAGGAAUCACUAGAUAAUUUGCCUUACGCCAAACGGAGAUACAGAAUCAUAAUGCUAACUUCAUUCGUAACAUCGACCUUUUACUAUAGCUUCUUGGGAUGUUUGUUGUACAUGUUCAUGCAUGUAACUGGCGUUGCGUACUACAUAAAGGAGUGUAUGUGGACAUUUAUAUGAUGUCGACUUUAUUAUUGAACUUCAAUCAAGACACUAACUUAUAAACAUAAUAAAAGUGAGUU